Rhipicephalus microplus (southern cattle tick) is the source of this 1893-nucleotide messenger RNA. Its product is annotated as hemocyte protein-glutamine gamma-glutamyltransferase. Gene Ontology annotation, molecular function: protein-glutamine gamma-glutamyltransferase activity. Gene Ontology annotation, biological process: peptide cross-linking. Lineage: Eukaryota; Metazoa; Arthropoda; Arachnida; Ixodida; Ixodidae. The record is from RefSeq and is a predicted model, not a curated record.
AUGGCUGCACCCGGCGACAUUGAACAGUUUCUUGAAUUCGUGAAAGCCAGAGUUCACAUGCCGGAUGAUCUCGAAACAAUGGCCGACGUCUUGGAAUUCAUGCGCGAAGGCACAACAUUGAUGGGCCACACCUCGGGACCUCCCGAGAUUGUGGAAAUCAGCAUGCACGAAAAACAAAACGCAAAGACCAACCACACGGAGGCAUACAAGGCCGUCUACGGAGAGUAUCCCUUCGCCGUUCUCCGAAGAGGAAAUGUGUUCAAAGUUGGAAUACGCUUCAACCAGUUCUUCGAGCUGGGAAACGUGCCGCUGCAAGCCAUCUUCAAGUUAGGAGCUAGUCCUUCAGAGAGCGACGGAACCCUGGUGACGCUCACUGCUCCUCACGCGGUCGACCAAGAAGGGAAAGUGCACGAGACGGUCGAUCGCUGGACCAUGUCAGUGAGCUUCCACAACAACGACAUAAUGCUGCUCAAAUUCCGCACUCCGGCCAAGGCCCCGGUGGGUCGUUGGUCGCUGUCAUUCCGCUUAGGCGACGGAAGUGCGACCCCUGCGAAGACGCCCAUUUACAUCAUCUGCAAUCCAUGGCUACCAGAGGACCCCGUGUACCUGAAGGACGAAGCAGAACGAAACUUCUACACCAUGAAGGAGACUGGAGCGUAUUACUACGGCUCUGAAAAGAACUUCGGCCAACGGGAGUGGAACUACGGCCAGUUCGAGAAAGUCACGCUGGCUACGAUCGAGUUUCUCCUCAAAGCAGUGGUCGCCGACGGAGUGCAGCGGUCCGACUGCGUCAGUCUGGUGCGCGCACUGUGCGCGGCGGUGAAAGAUUCGUACUUCCAGAUCAACGUGCAAGACGACCAGGGCCUACUUAUUGGUCGUUGGUCGGACGAUUACAGCGCUGGCACCAGUCCGAGCGUCUGGAGCUCGACCAUGCCCAUCCUCAACAAGUACAUGGAAAGCGGAGGAAACAGCGUUAAGUACGGACAGUGCUUCGUGUUCGCCUCUGCCCUGGUCACUGUUUUGCGGGCGUUGGGCAUACCGAGUCGCAGUGUGAGCAACUUCCCUUCGGCCCACGUCGAAGGAGACGACAUGUCGCUAGACUUCUACUUUGACGAAAAGAACAAGGCCAUUGAAGGAGCCGACAUGGAAUGGUGUGGCCGGCUGAUUCUAACAGAGAAAUUUAACCCAAAUGGCGGCCGACUGCAACCCGACGACAUCACCCACACGUACAAAGGACCAGCGGCACAGCCUCGUGGCGCCACAACGGACCUGAUUCAGGUGCGGCUGGAGCACGAGAAACUGGUGCCCGUCGGCCAGUCGGGACGGGUUCUCUGCACGAUCACCAACAACGACCUGGAGGAGCACCGCGUGGGUCUAGCGCUUACCGCCUACUCGGCACCAUACAGUAACGUCAGACCUAACGCACUCGUCAGCGCCCAGCGGGACUUUUGCCUGCAAGCGGGCUCAUCUGACGCGCUGGAGCUACUCAUCUCACCCGAAUGCUACGUGUCCAAGCUGUGCCCUGAAGGUAUGAUUCUCUUGGAGGCUGUCGCCACAUACGGAAAUGAUUUUACCACUGCCAGAAGCAACUUGGCUAUCCAGAUGCCCCAGCUGGAGAUUCAGGUCUCACGCAAGGAGACUCCCGUGGGCGCUCUGGCGUAUAAGCUGACGAUGAAAAACCCGCUCAACGUGGCGCUCAGCAAUUGCGAGCUCACUGUCGAGCUACCGGGGUCAACUGCCUUCCUGGAAAAGAUCGCACUCAAAAAUGUGCCUCCACGUGGAACGUUCGAGAAGGAAGGCGUCCUCUUCGUCACCUCGCCUGACACCCGGCGCCUUGUGGCGACGUUUAUGUCUGCGCAGUUGCCUAUCGUGAACGCGACCAAGAAUUUCUAG